AUGGCUCAGUCCCACGUCGAAAUUGCCAAGCAGCUGAAGCACAACUCGGAGGAGAUAAAGGAGUACUUCGAGGACCUGUACGCGUGGCAAAGCGAAGUUAGCAAAGAGGGAGGGGGCAGCGGCGGGAAGGAGCAACCGUCCACGGGGAGAAGCGGGUCUGCCACGGGAAGUAGCGGGCCUGCCGCCAAACCUGAGAGGAAGAAGGGCGAAGAUGGACAAGGGGGGAAACCCCACGGGAGCCCUUCACAUGUUGGAGAUCUCAAAAGUGCCAACAUUCACGGGGGAACAAAAUGGAGGGGAAAUAAUAAUGCCCUAAAGAGAGACCACAACUCUCUGGAGAGCUACUACAAUGCGUGGGACAAACUCAAAAUAGACGAUAUUGAAAAUAGCGAAGAGGGGUCAGCUGGCCACCGCCACGGCUGCAGUGGGGAAGCACCGGGGGAAACGGAAAGGGGAGGACAUGCUGAGGGGGCACUUCACAUAGCAAAAAAGACGGAAGAAUUAGCCCCCACUGUUGAGGCGGAGAGGAGAAAAAGUACCACCAUCUGCAAGGGGAGCUGCGGCAAAACAGAUGGUGCGGCAACAGAUGGUGCGGCAACAGAAGGUGGGGUAACAGAAGGCGAGGUAGCAGAAGGCGAGGUAGCAGAAGGCGGGAUAACUACACCCCCCAGGUGUGUGCUCACCACGCCAAACGAAAACCGGUUGGUGAAUCUGCGAUCCAAAGUGCACGACAUGUACCUCUCCAAAAACGAAGAAGGGAAAAUCAACUACCAAAACAAAAGGUACAAUAAAUGUUUAGAAAAUUAUAAUGACCUAAUUAACUACAUAGACUUCGAACUAAGCAGCAAUAAUAUAUUUUUACAGAUCGAGCAGAAUCUAAAUAAUGAGUUAUACCUAGAUGUACUCUCCCAUAAGAAACAAAUUUUUCUAAACAAUAAUAUUAAACAGUUAAGCAUUCUUAGGACUAAAGUUCUUGUAAACAGAUCAUUAGUGUAUCAGAGGGUGUCUUCCUAUUUUGAGAGCAUCAAUGAUUGUUCUUCCAUAAUUUUAUUUUACAAUUAUUUUUUGCCUGAGUAUAAAAAUUGUGCUAGCUACUCCAUAGGUAAUAAUUCCCUCACGGUGAAUGUUAAGUACGUGCUUUUUAAGGCAUACUACUUAAGGGGGAUGGCAAGGUAUAAGCUAAAAAUUUAUAAAUUUUCCCUUAAGGAUUUUAAAUCUUCCAAAGAGUGCGCAAAGGAUAUGAACUGCUGCUCCACUCUCAACAUUGAGAAAUCGAUUCAGCUGCUACAAAAUGUGAUUGCACAAAAUGAUGCUAAGAGACGGGCGAGGAGACAAGCUGAAUAUACAUCUACUCUUCUGGAGAGAUACAAAUUAAAGCCAAGGCUGUUAAGUAUUCAGCUUAUACCAAGAGAGCACACUGAGGAAGGGAUCCCCUUGGGGAAUAAUACCAACGGUGUUAAGUGCCUCACGGGGGGGUCCACUGCGGAGGAGCCAACUAUGGGCUGUGCGUCUAACGGGGGGAACUCCCCUUGUGAGGAAACGAAAUAUUUACGACAUUUCGUUCAAGGGGGAACUGCCCCGGUGCAAAAAAACAGCGUGGUAGUGGAAGCAUUAUCUGAGGGGGAGCACAACCAUGUGGGUGGUACCGACGGGGAUAUCGAAAGGGAUAACCACCACGACACGGACAGCAGCCUCACGCUGAGCGAGAGCAACGCGCUGAGCGACGUGGAAGAAACGAAGCCUCCGCUGCUCACCAUGUCCAGCGGAGCAAACCUCGGGAAAAGAAAAAUUAAAAAUAAAAUAAACUUCGAGCUCCUCUGGAAUUCAAAUGAAAUAAAAAGCAACUUCAAAAAACAAAUUGAUAUUCUCAAAACAGCUUUUUUGGAAGAAGCCAUAUUCCAGUUCAACCUCGAUAGGGACAUCUACGUAGAUAUACUUGACUCCCUCUUUAAAAAUAACUUCCUCUCCUUGUUUGAAAAUGGGGAUGACGAGGAGGGUAUAAAAAUAAAGUUGCAGGGAGGCUCCUACGCGGGGAUUUCCCCCAAUGGUGAUGAGGAAACAAAUAAAACUGCCCCAUCACCUUCGAACGGCGAAUUGGCGCAUGUAGAAGAAAGGGAAGAUACGGGAGAGUGUCUAAACUGUGCCGAGUGCGUGGUGCUCAUAGACAUACUGUACAUCCUCACCAACGGCGGGAAGGAAAGCUAUGCCCUCCUCUUUGUCGACAAAAAGGAGAGAGCAUUGUUGCUAACGUUUUACAAUUUUAUUUUGAAGUAUACAAAUGUGUUCCUCUGCAAUGAAAACUGCCUAAGGGGGAAGACGCUUCUGUUGAAGGGGUUGCUCGAAAGGAUAUCUUAA
Molecule: messenger RNA, 2355 nt
Organism: Plasmodium vivax (malaria parasite P. vivax)
Lineage: Eukaryota; Apicomplexa; Aconoidasida; Haemosporida; Plasmodiidae
Exons: 1
Coding region: 1-2355 (784 amino acids)
Molecular function (GO): protein binding
Source: RefSeq, a predicted model, not a curated record